Triticum urartu is the source of this 2935-nucleotide messenger RNA. NCBI's taxonomy places the organism in Eukaryota, Viridiplantae, Streptophyta, Magnoliopsida, Poales, Poaceae. The record is from RefSeq and is a predicted model, not a curated record.
AACCGGGUCUUGCCUCGGAAGGAAAGUCACAGUGCUCUUGCGAAGCGUAGACACCGGCGUUUCCAUCCUCCCGAUCGCCGCCGAUGGAAACUGCCGCCGCUGGCUCGCGCCGCCCGCCGGCCCUCCGCCUCCUCUGCCCUAAGAAGUCCGUUCUCUCCUCCCCCUUCCCAUCCCUCCUCUGGCUCGUCGGCUCCCCUCGCUUCCUCCAGCCCGUCACCGUCGCUGCCGCCCUCCGCUGCCUCCGCUUCCUGUCUGACGACGGCCCGUUCUCCCCCGAUCUUCCCCACGAAGCAGACGAAAUCCGUGGAUUACUCGUGAGGGGGUUCGACAUCGUGGGGGGCCUGUUCGUCGGGAGCGCGAAUUUCGAGUCAGAUGCCGGCAGAGCGCUGGAACUGGCCGGGGAGCUGAGGGAGCGGCUGUUCGGCGAAAGGGCGAGCCAUGGCAUGGUUGGUGGCUGCGUGGAUGCGUCCACCGGGGACAUUCGGUUUCUUGUUUCGGAGAGUGGCGGGUCAGAAGUUGUGGAAGGGCAGGAGGUGCUGUGGGGGGAUGAGCCGGGGAGGUCGCUGCUGGAGAAGGGCUGCCUUCUGCGCUGCGAGCUGCAGCUGCAGCUGCCACUCUAUCUUCCUUCGGAUGAGACGAUGUCUGGCAUUGAAGCGAGGUUUUCUUCACUCAUUGAAUCUACAGCUGCUAACCUCAGAAGUCCUCAUGUUUCUUACCUAGUUGAAGGCCCGACUGCAACAUUUGACGAAUCACACCAUUCAGUUAUCUUACAUGGCAAUAAUUUGAAUUCUGUUUCCCAACUACCCAUCAACACAAACACAAACAAGUGCAGUGCCAAAAUUGUAUCCUGUUCAGAAUUCUUACCGACAAAGAGGCAUGACCUCUCCUCAAAGGGAGAUGCAAUUCAGAUAACUGUCCUAUCCAAUCAAUCAUUGAACAUCUCAAAGGCUGGCUCCCCUGCCCCUAUGUUGAAGUACUUUCCAGCACCAGCACCAGCUAGCCUGAGAGUAAUCGACCUGAAGCUAGAUAUAUUAUGCUACAGUUCUAUGGAUCUUCCUGUAGCCGUUGCUGUAUCUGAGCUAGUUAUUCCAGGAUUAGCUGAUCAGCUAAGCAUUAUGAAGAAGGCUAUCGUCUCAGAGCUCUUAACUCAACAGCCUAAGCUUUGUCCGUACCAUUUUAUUCCUCCUGGGUUGCUUAUUCCUCUAACAGCUAUAUACGACACAAGAUACGGGGAGAUUGAGGAAAAGCAGAGUGAACUGAGAAGAAAUCUGCACUUCAGGCUUGGUCUGCCCUUGGAUCGUCCUUUAUUACGGACUUCUAAUGCACUAACUUUUGGUGCCAUGGAAAGGCGAGAUAGAAGCUCAUCUAAAAGUGGUUCCUCAUUGCUUCGAGAUGUCCACAAAGAAAUUCCAUCUAGUGGUGUAUCUGGAGGAAUCAUGUCAUUGAUUGAGGGUUCAUAUGAGUAUUACCAUUACCUACAUGAUGGUAUCGAUGACAAUGAUUUCAUGUGAUCUGGAAGUGGUAGAGGAAAGGAGGAAGAGCCCUGUCUCCCAUGCCAGCUCACCAACAUAUAUGUUAUCCUGGUUUUAGUAACAAGCUUAAUGGAGAGGUUCUUAUCAUGGAUGUGGCUGAACAAUGAACAUCAUCCCCACAUACUGACGAGCUUAGUAACAACCUAUUGGAGGUUUUCUUAGUGUCAUGCCUUGGGUUACUGUUAUAUACUCCCUCCGUCCCAUAAUAUAAGAACGUUUUUUACACUAGUGUAGUGUCAAAAACACUCUUAUAUUAUGGGACGGAGGGAGUAUAUUUUUUCUAUAUAUCUGCCACGUGCCCCCCCUUUCCAACUGUUGCUUUCCAAACUGUAUACAACACGACUUGCAAUCUUCUCAAACCAACCUAUUGUGUACCUUAUCUGACUGCGGUAGCACCUAUCCUGAUGACUGCUAUUUUUUUACCAGACAAUUCUAAUUGAUAUUCGUUUUCUUUGAAAUUAAUGCUUCACAUAUACCUGUUUUUGUCUUUAAAUUUGUAACCGAAAUAAUAAAUCAUCAUACUUUAGUUUUAAAACAUUUGUCAGAGAAUUUCCUGUUAUAGGCUUUAUUAUAUGCUUGGUGCCCCUUUCUUCAGCUGAGGAGGACAUAGAGAAUGGUAUUUCAUGAGUUGCAUUUGGAAAGCUUCUACCUGAAAUUGCUCUGCUAGUUCCACUUCCAUGUUUUGGUUUUGUUAAUAAUUCUGUAGUAACAUAGGUGUCUUGCCCAUUCAUGUAGAGCUAUGACGAAUUAUUGAAGAGCACAUUGUAGUUGGCAUUUGCUUUAAGCCUUGCAACUGCAUUGUUAGAAUUCGGAAAAUAGGUCAAAAGUUGCUUGCUGUAGCACUAAAUCAAGUGUUGGUAUUACAGGGUGGACUUUUUUUAAUUAUUAUUUGUGCCAUGUACUUCUGCAUUAUACCAGUUGGUGUGAAAUGAUUAGUGCUAAAAUUUCUGAUUUGGAUAUUUUCCAGGCUAAAAGAUUUGCCUUUCCAAACAUGUAAUUGCUCUUUUGUGUUGAUCAAUAAAUUGAAUUGAUACGAGUCUUUUGCCUUCUACUAUAAUAGCAAUGCCUGGGGACUAUGUUGUGUUUUACUCGGGUACAUUUAGGUAGCAUUGUGCAUACUGCAUGCCUGGAACAGAAUGUGAUGAGAACAAUAGAUGAGGAAAAUAAAAUAAAAUCAUAUGUCAAAUCUGUUUGGCUACUUCUAGAUACUUCUAUUGUAGUCUAGUAUUUAUUUUCUUUUCUCAACCUUAGCUACUGUUUUCUUCUAGCUAUGAGUAGCUAUGAGUAGAAUGGUGGAUCUUAAGUAAUGUUUUCUGGAGUGUUCUAGCCAUAAGUAGAAGUGAGACAUGAAGGAUUCCCAAAGUACUAUAAAUAUACAGGUCCUCGCCUCUAAUUUGUAACCA